Molecule: messenger RNA, 1894 nt
Organism: Lingula anatina
Lineage: Eukaryota; Metazoa; Brachiopoda; Lingulata; Lingulida; Lingulidae
Source: RefSeq, a predicted model, not a curated record
UAUAUACAAAUGUGUCACAAGCCAGAUCCAAAACCAGUCCACCUCAAAAUAGGGAUGUGGUCUGGGCCACUUAGGAAGUGAGUUAGAUUGGGAUCUGGCCUGUGACGUGUCAAUAUAUAUAUAGUGAAAACAGUUGAAAUAGCACAUAUAGAACGCUAGCUGGCUGGCAGGCAGGCGGCAAACAUCGGAGAGGACAAGACAAACGUAAGUACCAUUCUAUACAGAAAAGCAUGGCACGUGUGGAAGACCCGCCGUCGCAUUCGUAUUUCAACGCAGAAGUCUUAACAAAAAGAGAAAAUCCAGAAGAGCCACCCCUAACAGGGUUAACCGGUUCAGAUUCGAGUAGAGAAACAGUCGAAAACUACACAAAUACGGCCUAUUAUUUAGAUACAGAGCCUUUCUACACGCCAUUGGAUCUCGAAACAACUCCGAAUCAUCCUACGUACGACUAUGUGGACCCAAGUGGAUCAAACCAUAUUCCAACAGAGAACGAGCGGUUUCCGUCCACAAAACACAAACCGGAUACUGUAGUGCGGUCGUUGAUACGGGAGAGAUGUCUUCUGCGGGCUGUGGUUGUCGUCUGCUGCCUAAUGAUAGUAACUCUCGCUGUCGGAUUCAUACCUGCAUCAAGUAAAACAUGCACAUAUACAACUCCAAAUACCGAGUCUUUCUCUGUUCAAGGGAAUCGAUCGUAUCCUAAAUUUUUACCAGAAUGUCCCCCCAACUUCAUCAGUGCCAACAAUUCCUGCUACUUUGUAAAUUCGGUAAUUAACCAAAAUUGGACAGAAUCUCAAGCAUUUUGUCAGAGGCUGGGCGCUAACUUGGUGGCCAUAGAGUCCCGAACAGAGAACGAAUUCAUCAUUAAUAUCUUAAGACUAAACAACUUCGCCGCCAUCGCAUCUCCCCCUGCCUGGUGGAUCGGCGCCACUGACACCCAGACAGAAGGACACUUCGUAUGGGCUGUGCUGAACACCACAGUGGACACGUGGUUUGGCCGGAAGCCAGACAACGCCAACAGAGGGCAGGACUGUGCUACAAUACGAUUCUACCGGAAAGUAACCUGGAAUGACAAGGCUUGUCGCUACCGACGGGGGUGUAUUUGUGAACUGCAAAUUAGAGCGGAUUCAGAGAGGCGUCCUAAGAGAUCCGCGGAUCAAAUAUGGUGAUAAAUUUAAAAAGCUUGCCGUUUAAUUCCCAAUUAGACAACUAUUAGGCAACAAGCAUUCAAUUGGGUCAGCCAUAUUUGAUCCGCGGAUCUGUUAGUCUGCUGUUCGACUAAGAUCGAUUAACGAGCGUUAUUGUGGACAUUGGGGUUAUGAGUGCAAUUUUUGUCUUUCUGCGUCAUUGUUUUGUUCCUUGCUCACGUCCCUGGUAUGCCGUUCUUGUUCAUCUUAUUACUCAGUACAGUACCACAUUAAUACUUGUAUGAUAAGGUUUAAAAGGGAUGUAGUGAUUUACUGUGCUAAGUUCAGAUUUAGUUGGGUUACCAAAUUUAUGGUGCCCCCAAAUUAGUAGUUUUUCUUGCUUAACAUUUUAUAAACGCUGGAUUGAUCCUUAUGGAAUAAAGAACAUUCUUCAUUCUGUUUUAACGCACAUAUAAUACAUGUAUGUGUACGCACGUGCCUAAGCAAUACUUACAGAGUCAAAUUCAUGUAUUAAGUCAACUAUUUUUUUUCUUUUCGUCUUUCGCAUUAAUUAGCUUUUGUUCCAAUUUCACAUUGGUGUUAUGCAAUACAAUACAUUCCGCAUAUCUCCUACAUACCUGUAGUGUCAGAAUCAUUUAUUUAAAUAAGGAAACCAAAUGAAAAACUAAGUAUAUAGGUUGAUUGAUAAUUUGUCAGUUAAGGCAAUUUUUAUGAAUGCCAAGCUCAGAUGAGACAAAGAGUAUAUAGAA